Messenger RNA from Trichophyton verrucosum HKI 0517, 3228 nucleotides. Its product is annotated as zinc metalloproteinase, putative. The record is from RefSeq and is a predicted model, not a curated record. Bases 1 to 3228 code for a protein of 1075 amino acids. Gene Ontology annotation, cellular component: cytoplasm. Lineage: Eukaryota; Fungi; Ascomycota; Eurotiomycetes; Onygenales; Arthrodermataceae. The transcript has 4 exons.
AUGCUGCCAUCUUUGCCCUCGGGGGCCAAACUGGAUCUCUCCAAGGCCUUCUUCUUCUUCCUGCCUGGCUCUUCUCUUGUCUUCUCCGUCUCUGCGUCUAUCUCUCUGGCUGUCUCUCUGUAUCUCCGUCUCUCUGGCUGUAUCUUUUGGCUGCUGUUUCUUCUUCCUGCCGCCACCCUCAGGCAAAGCAAGCAUGUCCCAGCAGCUCUUCUCCUUUUGCUGCCCUCUGCUGCCCCUGUCUCCAUCCUGAUCAUCCUCUCUCUCUGUCUCUCUGUCUCUUCUCUCUGUCUCUGUCUUUUGUCCCCUUUCUGCUGUCUUUUCUGUAAGAAGAAGAAGAAGAAGAAGAGAAGAAGAAAGACAUCUAGCUGCUGGUUGCACUGCAGGCUUCACACCAGAAAGACUCUUCUUCCCCUUCUUGCCUGCCUGCUUCCUCCCAGCCGGCUCCCUCGCGUGUCCUCAGCCAUCGAAGACUCCAGACUCCAGCCAGACUCCAGACACCAGACAUCAGAGCAUCGAGAGCAUCGUCAGUCGAAGUCGCCAGCCAAAGGACUCGCGAUGGCCUCUGGCUCUGCUUCAGGCGCUGCCUCUGCCUCUGGCUCUGUCGCUGGCGAGAAGAAGAGCUCCGGCAUGGGCUUCUUCAGGGAGCUUCGCCGGCGCUCCAAGGCUGGGUUUCACUCGAAGCCGGCAGCAUCGCGAGCGCCCACCGUCCCCGUCCCCGUCUCCGUCCACGUCCACGCCUCGCCCUCUCCCUCGCUUCCCUCCAGCAGCGCCGGCGACUCCCUCGUCAAUGGCAGCAACAGUCCCGGCGGCAUCCUCGUCAAUGGCAACGGCAACAUCAAUGGCAAUGGCAAUAUCAAUGGCAAUAUCAAUGGCAUCUCAAAGACGUCGACCGCGGACUCGUCUGUCCACAGCAGCAGCGGGAACACCCCUCCGCCGUCCAUCAAGCCCUCGCUGCUCUCCUCCGGCCAUCUUCCCUAUCAGUCCAAGUCUGAAGGAUGGCUGCCGCCGCCGCCGCAGCGCACAGUGCCCAUCUCCUCGCAGUCGUGUCGAAACAGCAUGCUCGGCGUCAAUCCAAGCGCCGCCAGCUCGACCAAGAACAUCGCUCCCAGCUCGCCGCUCGCCCCCCGAGUGCUCUCGAUAUCCGACAACUCCUGGGUCAGUAGUGAGACAACCGGAAAGAGAAGAGAAAAGAUGCUAAUGGGUGUUGCUCUAGGUCAACCAGAAGCUGCUGCUGCUAAGACGCCCCUGGAUGGCAGCAUCGCCGUCCACCACCUCCAGGACGCCUCCUUUCCCGCCAUCUCCUGGCCGGUCCGCGCCUCUUGCUUCAAGGCCCUCGUCCACCUCGUCCCGGGGCCCAACCGGGUCCGUCUCGAGUACGUCUCGCCCAAGCAGGCCCCCUCGGCGGCGCCCCAUACCGCCUGGAUCAACGUCAACUACCUCCCGCUGGCCAACUCGCCGCCGCUGCAGCUCGCCAUCCUGCUCGGCUCAGACUCCCAGGCACACUACGACGCCGCGCCCGCCAGCAGCAAGAAGGCCGCCAACGACCUCGACCAUGCCGUCCGCAAGUUCCGGAUGGCCGCCUAUCUCUGGCAGGCCUUCACCGGCGAGCAGAUGUACAGACACAACUUUGGCCGCAGAUGCUUCCACUUCGAGGAAGAGUGGCAGACCGGCAGCCUCAGCGGGCGAGACCCCGAGAACAGCAUCAUGCGCAGCGAGGCAAAGGUCCAUAUCAUCCGCUGCGACCAGACCGUCCAGCAGCUGAGAGCUCUCAGCAGUGCAUCUUCUUCUAAUGCUACCUCUACUUCUACCGAAGACGGCCUGUUCAAGGUCGCCAUGGACGCUGUGCGCAAGUACUUUGACCUGCGUCCCGGAGAGCAGCGCUACGUCUCGGCCCUCUUGCUCGACACCCACUGGGACAGCAACACCAAGUCCCUGACGGCUCAUGCGGCCCUGGGAUCCUCGCAGUCCGCCGACCUCAAGCUCGCCCUGUUCGGCUCCCACGGCCUGCACAGCUACCCGGCCUGUCUCCAGGAUAUCGUCCCUUGCUUCUCAGACUGCGCCCGCACAGACACCGCCUACGUUGCCAACCACAACAACGAGUGCGGCAGCAACUGGGAGACCGCCAGCUCCUCGCUCGGCCGCCACCUGCACGAGGUCGGCCACCUCUUCGGCUGUACCGACUCUGACUCGGGAAUCAUGGGCUCCGACUACCUGCGUUUCAACCGGACCUUCAUGACCUGGGAGCCCUACUCGACUCGCACCAAGGAACAGGGCGCCCGUCUGCUCCUCCAGCCAGACGAAUGCCGCUGGAACCGUCUCGACGCCCUCAGAUUCCGCUUCCACCCUUGCUUCAAGAUGCCCAACGACCCCAGCUGUCCCUCCUCUGACAUCAUCCAGCUCUGGUCCGUCGACGGCGAGAAGAUGCUCGCCACCUCCAGUGCCGGCAUUGCCUUUAUCGAGAUCUUCACUGCCUCACAGACUGAUACCCCUGCUGCCUUUAUCGAGUACGUCGAUUCCAGCGCUGGCAACAGCGGCAUUCCAAAGGAAGCCAGCUUCACAGAGGCCGAGAUCAGAGCCCAGCUGCCCGACAGCGCCAGAAAGUCCAAGCUCAUCCGUCUACGCAUCUACUCGGGCUGUCUCUCCAUUCUCAACGUCUCAGACCUCUCCGUUCUGACUGCCAGCAAGGCCAAGGACUGGUGCGUCAAGAUACCCACCGUCACCGGCAGUGAACAGGUAAACUACCUUCCAUACAUGCCGGCAGACACUCUGCAGGGCUUUCUAGAGAAACAGGACGUCUUCUUCGAGACAAACAAGCCUGUCACUACGAUAAGAGUGUAUUCAACGGAGAAACCCGGCUCGGAUCCUGGCGGUUCGUCCAAGGCAACAAUUGCAGGCAUUGAGUUCCGCUAUGAAGACAGCAGCAGCCAGCUCUUUGGCUCCAGGGGGCAGGCCAUGAUUGACGACGAAUACACAAUUGGUAAGUUCUUCUCUUCUUCUUCUCUCUACUUCUUCCCUCUACUUCUCUCUACUUUGAUUAUAUCUAACUGCUUAGAAUCACGGCGAGGUGAAAUGAUGAUGGGCUUCCAUCUCCGCGCCGACAAAGACGGAGUACACGGCAUUGGGAUUCUUACUAGUUUCGGUAGACGGUCUGGCGUUUAUGGAUGUUCCAAGGCAACUCAGGGGUAUGUCCAUACCCCCCCUACUCCUACCUCGGUUUGUCAAUACUAA